This is a messenger RNA of Akanthomyces muscarius, 402 nucleotides long. RefSeq lists its product as uncharacterized. The transcript is spliced from 3 exons. NCBI's taxonomy places the organism in Eukaryota, Fungi, Ascomycota, Sordariomycetes, Hypocreales, Cordycipitaceae. Bases 1 to 402 code for a protein of 133 amino acids. The record is from RefSeq and is a predicted model, not a curated record.
AUGCACUUCACCACACACCUUCUCGCCGCGCUCGCCGCCAGCGCCGGCGCCGUCUCGGCCAGCGCGCAGUGCAGCAACUUCCUCGGGUCGUGCUCCGGCAUGGAGCUGCGCUUCCUAGGCGACAACGGCGGCGAGCCGUGGCUGCAUGCCAACGGCGGGUGCGGCGACAACAACGGCGGCAAGUCGUACGGCUUCUUCGACCUCAACAGCAAGUUUACCAACCACAACGGCAACCUGGCGCAAAGCGACGAGGGCGGCUUUGGGCACUCGUGCCGGAAUAUUCGCUAUGAGAAUGGCGUGUUGACGGCCGAGUGCGGCGAUAACAACGGCGGUACGCCGACUACGUCGAUUAACCUGAAUGAGUACAUUUGCAACAUCAACGGUCAGCUAGAGUGCUUCUAA